Odontomachus brunneus is the source of this 7877-nucleotide messenger RNA. It is a transcript of the gene salm, whose product is annotated as homeotic protein spalt-major-like. Gene Ontology annotation, cellular component: nucleus. The transcript has 8 exons. Bases 1610 to 6643 code for a protein of 1677 amino acids. NCBI's taxonomy places the organism in Eukaryota, Metazoa, Arthropoda, Insecta, Hymenoptera, Formicidae. The record is from RefSeq and is a predicted model, not a curated record. Gene Ontology annotation, biological process: regulation of transcription by RNA polymerase II. Gene Ontology annotation, molecular function: RNA polymerase II cis-regulatory region sequence-specific DNA binding; DNA-binding transcription factor activity, RNA polymerase II-specific.
GGCCCAGAGCUGGUCCGUCCGUCGUCCGGCCGACUCGAGGCAUCGGAGCAGCGGAUUUCGCGCGAGAUAUAGAUCCAUAAACACACGCGUACACGUACGCACACCCACACAUACAUACCCACAUACAUGUACAGAGGAGCAGACCGACAUAUACAUACGUACACGCACACAUGACACGCACGUCACAUACACACAUCGUCGCACAUACGCCCACACACGCACGCACGCACACACACAUAUGCACGCACUCGUCACAUACUCGGCUCGGCGCACACGUGUACCGUACGUGAGCACACAGUGCGAAGAGGAACGACACAUAAGUUCGCGCCGUACACUACGUACACACGCCGACGGCAGCGCAUACCACGCGUGUAGGAUCCCCGUGUACACGUUCGCGGGUUACGCGAAACGAUCGCGCGCACCAUCCACGCGUUUUACGGACUCUUACGCACCAGCGCAUACGUCGCGACGUCGCCGGAGCAGCCGUUCACUCGCGCGCGCGCGCGCGCGUCUCGCGAAUACCGCCGGCUUCUUCGUCACCAUACGGUCGCGAUUUGCGAAUGGAUCGACAGCGUUGAGCGGCGGCGAUUGAAGUAGCGCGAGUACCGCGGUUGUGUGGUAGUGAGCGGUCGUGAUCUCUCGAUCCUAUACGCGAGAGCGAGCAGCACGUCUACCAGUCAAGCAGCCAGCCAGCCAGCCAGCCAGCCAGCAAACCAGCCAGCCAGCCAGCCAGCCAGCCAGCCAGUCAGUCAACUAAGCAGCUAGCUAGUUCAACGGACAGCUCAUCUCAGAGGCGAUUCGUUUCGGAGCAGCGUAUACUACUACUUUUGACUUUCGAAGAGCAGGCAGACAGGCAAAGGGAAAGAGAGAGAGAGAGAGAGAGAGAGAGUAAAGGUGUAGGAAAGAGAGAAUCCCAACGGGCCACGUGCUAACCGCCGGCGAAGGAGCAGCCACGACUGUCGCAGUGAGGAAGAAAAGUAGAGUGUGCAAAGACGUCGACAAAUUUGACCGUCCCUGGUUUCACCAGGAAAAGAGAUCGCAUCAGUGGCGGUGGGGGAUGGGUUAGAGAAUCGGAGCGAAUCUGUAGUCUCUAUGGAUUACUGGCCGAGUUGACACGCUCACCGGCCGGCGGGAGAGGAUCUGAGAGUAGUCUCCCUUGGCGACGAUCCACGACGUAUGGAACGCUCGGAGAAGUGUGUGAUUUUGCGCGGGGAGUUGCGGCUCCCCUGCUAGUUCAACGAAUGCGCCAAUGACGAGGCACGCGAGCCGACAGUCAAAAUUUCGUCGACGCUCAUCGGAUCUUCAGACGAACUGAUAUUUAGGAGAGCAAAGAGGGAAGGAGCACAACUGAGACAAGGAAGGAGUAGGGAGAGACGGACGGUCAUGGUGCUCAUAACUAUUACCCUGUUGCGUUGUGACACUUUGUAUUACCGUGACUAAAAACUGACCAUGCGCUCCUUUUAAAAGUUGAGCGAAUCCAAAGGAUUCGUAAGGGCUAAGAACAUUGAUCAUAAAUUUGGGUGCGAAUUUUUGUUAAGAGACGGACUGUCUCUAUUGUCCAAGUGUGUUAUAAAAACGUGAAAAACGGACUGACCAACUAGUCGAAGGGAUGUCACGGAGAAAGCAAGCUCGCCCGAGUCGUGCACACCUCGAAGAGGAUCUUGCCCAAGGCACAUUGCUGAUCAACCCGCUUGCGAACAUCCCGAGCGAGAGCAAAGAAGAAAAUGACUUCACUUCAGACGGUGAAGAAAGUGGCGGUGGCGGAGCAGUUGGCGAAGAAGCCGUGGAUCUCACCGCGACGAGGCCGCACCAUGGCGACGACGACGAUAAAGACGCCGAGGAUCCUUUGGAAGAGGAGGAGGAAGAAGGCGUCGACGAACAGGAUGAUCAGGAGGAGGACGAGGAGGGAUCUCGCAAACAGAUUCGCCAUCGGCAAGACGCGGAGAACAAUAAUAAUUUUGUGGAAAGCGGAGCGGCUUCCUCCAUCUUCCCACCCGCUGGGACUAGUCACGUCACUCUCGAAGCCCUUCAGAACACGAAGGUAGCGGUGGCUCAGUUCGCGGCAACUGCCCUCGCCGGUGGUGCUGACAGUGAGGCGGCUCUGCAGGAUCUGGCUUUUCUGCAAAGCACGUUAUACACACUUCAGCAUCAACAGGUAUUCCAGUUGCAGUUGAUAAGUCAGCUGCAGCAGCAAUUGUCGAUCACUCACGGCCAAACCGUGCCACAAGCAUCGACAACGGAUCCAGUGGACAGCAAAGAGGCGUCGCCAUCUCCGAUCAUUCACACGAAACCAUUAUCGACUCUCACGUCGCCACCCACUUCGCGACCGCCGAGUCAUCAUCAGCAGACGUCACCGGCGCCGAUGACGCCGAAUCUGCUUCAGGAGAGGCCGACCUCGACGAGCAGUGCCUCCCCGUUGAAUCUACCCCUGUCUACGGCCAGUGCAACGUCGACCACGGCAACGACCGCUUGCAGCCAAAUCUCGCAGCCGCACCAGAUACCGCAUUGCUCGAUAAGUUCUUCUCUCGCCUCGUCAAUCAUAACGAACACGGAUCCACCGCCGCUUCACGAGCCAAAUACUCUGGAGAUGCUGCAGAAACGCGCCCAAGAAGUCUUGGACAAUGCAAGUCAAGGCCUUUUGGCCAACAAUCUGGCCGAUGAGCUCGCGUUCAGAAGCGGCAAAGGCUCACGCCUACAACCGUACGACUCGAAAUCGAGCGGCCGCGGCGAGCCCUUCUUCAAGCAUCGGUGCCGCUAUUGCGGCAAGGUCUUCGGUAGUGACUCGGCGUUGCAGAUCCACAUACGAUCCCACACAGGUGAGCGACCCUUUAAGUGCAACGUCUGCGGCAGCCGAUUCACAACUAAGGGCAACCUGAAGGUCCACUUCCAGAGGCAUACGGCCAAGUUUCCGCACGUAAAGAUGAAUCCGAAUCCCGUUCCAGAACAUCUAGACAAGUACCACCCACCCCUCUUGCAGCAAAUCGCUUCUGGGCAGAGGCCAAUGCCGUCCCCGCCACCGCCACCGCCACCCUCUCAUCAUCCCUCGUUUCAUCCGGCGGCAACGCACAAUUUCCUACCACCUCAGCCGCCCAUACCUUUGAGUCUCACCUUGCCUAGUAUGCCACCCAUUUACCGACCACAGAAUAUUAAUCACCGGGACGAUCAGGAUGUGCCGGAGAACCUUAGUAAACCCGUAACCGCCGCCCCGUCGACGUCCCCGCAUUCCCCCGUCGCCAUGUCGAACUCUCGUCAUUCCUUUCACGACAAUCACCAACAGCAGCAGCCUGCACAGCAGAAGCAGCAUCAGCAACAGCUCGAGCAAAGAGAGGAGAUCAAGCUCGAGCACAGGUCGCCGGGACAGGAACAAUACCAACCGCGACCGACGAGUCAAGAGAACGCCGGGCGAAUAACUCCGAAAAGAGAGCCCGAUGAAACGGAGGAACCAGUGGAGGAAGAGGCCGAGGACUACGAGGAGACCACGAGGCGAUACUUGAAUUCGCCUCAAUCUUCGGUGAAUCCGUCGUCACAGCCGCAAACGUACGAGGACUGUAGUAUGGACAGCAAGAUCAGUGGGCGUUUGGAGGGCGACGGUGAUCUGGAAAUGGACGAAGAGACGGAAGAGCAGCCAGAGAAUCUGUCCGGCAGAGGUGCGAUUAGUCGCCUGCCGCAACAGAUGAUCGCGUAUCCGGGAGCGUCUCCAGCUAGCAGUAGCGCGAGUAGCGGCAGUCUCCAGACUUCGUUUGCCGGAAUUCUAUUUCCAGGCCCACCGGCGCACCAUCAGAUGCCUCAUCUGUCCGCAACGACGGGUAGUGCGGCGCCAAUUAUUUCCGCGGGCGAGAUGAUCGAUCCGGCCAAGGAUCCGGCGAUUUAUUCGAGCCUAUUACCGCGACCAGGCAGCAAUGAUAACUCUUGGGAGAGUCUUAUUGAAAUCACGAAAACCUCGGAGACGUCCAAGCUACAGCAACUGGUAGACAACAUCGAGCAUAAACUGACCGAUCCUAAUCAGUGCGUCAUUUGUCACCGAGUGCUCUCCUGCAAGAGUGCGUUGCAAAUGCACUACCGUACUCAUACAGGUGAGCGUCCGUUCAAAUGUAAAAUUUGCGGCCGCGCGUUCACCACGAAGGGUAAUCUGAAGACCCACAUGGGAGUGCAUCGGGCGAAGCCUCCGUUGCGAGUGUUGCACCAGUGUCCCGUGUGUCACAAGAAAUUCACAAACUCGUUGGUGCUCCAGCAACACAUACGUCUACACACCGGCGAGCCCACUGAUCUCAGUCCGGAACAGAUCCAAGCCGAGGAAGUGAACGAAUUUCCGUCCGGUUACCAUCACCAUCCGCUGGCAUCCUUCUUGCCGCAAGCAUUCCCGCCAUUGCAUCCGACUAGUAGUGGCUUUUUAGGAUUCCCUCCGAGACAAGUGACAACGGUCGAGCGACAAGUGCAGGAGAACGACAUGGAACAGAAAGACGAGCAGCAGCAACAACCGCGCCAACAGCAGCAGCCACAGCCGAGAUUCAUGGAGGAUCACAACGAAGAAGUGGAGGACCAAGAAGAAGAUGAGAAGGAUCGCAGGGAGGACGACGAGAGGUGCGAGAUGAAUCGCGACCGACGCAGCGCCGACGUCGAGGAGGAGCACGAGCACGACGGCGAGGACACCGAGCACAAGGACAUUCCUCUUCCGAUGUUCUCGACGUCGCUAGCGGCACUUGAGAACCAAGUGAGGACCAUCACGACCACAGCCACGACCACGGUGGCAAACGUCGCCAGGUCGCCGCCCUAUCAUCGGUACAACGGCAGCGAGAAGAGCGACAGUCCGCCGACAUCCGGCGCGCCGCUCGAUCUGACUCCGCGCGCCUCGUCGACGCCAGCGUCAGUGGCUUCGGCGUCACCGACACCGCCACCCCAGCCUGCACCGCAUCAUCCGCCGCAUCCCUUCGGCAUGUUCGCAGGGCUGCUGCAAGCGGUGUCCUCGACUCCCGCCACGAGCACGAUGGGCUCGUCGAGCAUAAACAGCGUCGCCUCGAUGAGCGCCGUGACGCCGGGAAGCGGUGGCAGCGGACCAUUAGCUUCCCUGACCACCUCGGCCGUACUAGCCGCGACGUCCUCCUACAAUCCGCUCGGUCUAGCUGUCGGAGGGUCAGCAGUACGUGGAAACACCACAUGUAAUAUCUGCUACAAGACGUUCGCGUGCAACUCCGCAUUAGAGAUUCAUUACCGGAGUCAUACGAAGGAGCGACCUUUCAAAUGCACCAUAUGCGACCGAGGCUUUUCCACGAAGAACGACGGUUCCGGUCAACAAGUAUGCUCCUGCGCGGACCAACCCUUUGCCGCGAAGGGUCCGAUCCCCCCACAACCCAAUCCCCAAUAUCACUCGUAUCCGGCGAGAUCGGCCGUCGGAAGUCGUGAGAAACCGAAACGCAGGCGGCGGCGGCCUGAGGAGCGGAAGAACCGGGGGCGGACAGGAACAGGAGGGGGGCGAAGGCUGACGUCUGUUUAUCCUGUCGUCCGCCUGCCCCCGCUGAUGCCACCCGCCCUCGGACUUCUACCCUCGGACCACGUCUUCCUGGGUAAUAUGAAGCAGCAUAUGCUGACUCACAAGAUCCGCGAUAUGCCGCCACAUCUGUUCAGCGACACAAAACACCAACAGCAACAGCAACAGCAGCAACAGCAACAUCAGCAGCAACAGCAGCAGCAGCAGCAGCAGCAGCAGCAGCAGCAGCAGCAGCAGCAGCAGCAGCAAUCUCAGGAUCACGAGACUUCCAGGAGUCCUAUGGGCACCGACGACUCGAGCCUACCGCCUCCUCCACCGCCGCCGCCACCGCCACCCCCGUCGAUGCCACCGACAUCUAUCGAAUCGGCGAUCCCGGUAAAAAGGUCACCGCCGGACGGAAAUCUACCAGCGCCGAAGAGAUCAGCCAGCGUGGUGAGCAAGCACUUGUGCCAGAUUUGCAAUAAGAAUUUCUCCUCGUCUUCGGCGCUCCAGAUCCAUAUGAGAACCCACACUGGCGACAAACCAUUCCCAUGCCACGUCUGCCAGAAGGCCUUCACCACCAAAGGCAACCUCAAGGUGCACCUGGGCACUCACAUGUGGUCCAACGGGGCGUCGCGUCGAGGUCGACGAAUGUCGUUGGAUCUGCCACCCCUGCCAAUCACGCCCAAGGACUCGGAGUUUCUGCAACGACGGCCGGAUCUCUUUUACCCGUACCUUCCCGCGCCGUUCCUUAACGGCGUCCAGCAGAAGCUGAACGAGAUCUCGGUGAUUCAAAGUAACAACGGCCUACCGCCGCACUCCGUGGGCGCGGGCAAGUACGCGAGCCUGUUCGGCUCGGUGUACGGCGCCGGCGGGGGUGGUUUCCCGCUGGACAAGCAGCCGACGGCGGCGAGCAGCAACGGACCCUUGGUGGACGGCAAGUCCGCGAUUCCCUCCGGCUCCAUGCUGUUCCAGACGCCGUCGCCGUCGCAUUCGCCCGGCACGCCGUCCUCCAACAGCGGCAGCCAAAACUCCGCCGGCGUGACCGCUUGGACCGCCGGCGACGCGCUCCAACAUCACUUCGACCGAGAGACGCCGAGCAGAGGUGAGAAUGACGCGACGCCACCCGCUGCGCGGCUACCGCCACCGCCGACCAGGGGCGAGGGAUUGGCCGCGUGAAGUUUAACGAAUACAUAUCUCACCACGUCGUAGCCGCGGAGGGCGCAAUCGCCCGUUCACCGCGCUCACCGAGGCUCGACCGAGCUAGAGGCUGAUCGUAUGAUCGAUUCCUUCGAGAGAACUCCCCAGACUGAAUAAUUUAACGAGCGGAGGAGGAGGAGGAGGAGGAGAAAGAGAAAGAGGAGUCGCGGCGAGCGAAUGCUAAUGGCAUGCACAUUGUGGGCAGUCUUCUUGACCCCGUCCUCCGUCCUCCGGUCGGCGAAGGUCUCCCCGUCGACGUAUCGGUUCUCGACGGUUCGGACACGCGAUCCGGAUGGGAAAAGCGGGCUCUCGUCGCGACAGUGGAGACAGCGUUUCCGAUCCGCGCGACUGCAACGGUGAUCCCACCGUGAAAGUGAUCGAGAGAGGAGGUGGUCGCAGGAAGUGCUGCGGACCAUUUGAUUAAUCUCGUGGUGUUUCCCAGCAGUGCGUUUCAUAGCAGGACGAUCUUCGGACUCGCGCGAUCUCCAACGGCACACGAUGGCAACGAUCGCCUCGGGGAUGAACGCGCGGAAUCGUAUAAGACCCAAGUUGGCGGUCGAGUUACUUGGCAUUUCUCUUCUGCGUACACGCGAUGACAUAUCCCUGUCCCGUCUGUCCAGUCCCAUCUCCUCUUCCUCCCAAUGUCCGGUGGUCCCGAUCCUAGCGAACGAAGACGCCAUGUUCCUAUUAUCACACUAGUCUUAAUGCGUUUAAAAGGGAUGAUCGAUAGACGAUCGAUUGAUUGGUCGGUCGGUCGGCCGGUCCGUUAACGGCUUCCGACUUAGGCUAGAGCGAGAACAACGCCGAUCUCUCGACGCGGAAAACCUCGAGAUUCGAGAAUUUCGGGGCUCGAUCGCGUCCCCGUUUAUUCAUCGUUUAUUCAAGCCGGCAGAGUCCGCCGCGACUGACGCGGGCCGGCGAGACGCUCCGCUUAAAUAUUGAUCGCGUGCGCGAUCGAGCCUCGUUACGUUACGUAUGGUCGCAACGUCGAAUCCUCCGUACGGGAUUAUAGGAAUCCCCGAGCUAGGCACGGCGCCUAGACUGAGCUCGGCUCGCGAUUAGGGCGAGCGUAGGUGUAUCUAGGGCCGCAAGACACGUGGCGUCGUGUCCUAACAGGUGUCCCCGACACAAUUCGACCGUCCAUUCGCGACAGCGGUGGGCACCUCUCCGGGUUAACUAAGGCUGCGUUAUAAAUAUAUACAUAAUGAUUUUA